GAGGGAGGAAUGCGCCGCUAAUGAGAAAACGGACCGCCGCCGAGCACGCAAGAUCGGACAGCAAAGGAGAGGGGGGAAAACGUGAAAUGGUCUAAAUAGCAAGAAAAAGAAGCAAGGGGAGGUGGUGUGCGACCGAACAACCGUAAACAUUCGUUUGGAGGAUUAUAAUAACGUGUUACCUGGUGACUCAAAUUAACCCAGGGUUUUUGAUGCUGUCCACACGGAAAAUUGAGCUAACGGACUAGCUGGUCUGGUAAACCAUGCAGAGGUUUCUCCUCCUGAGUUUGGCAUUGAGUUUUCGCUAUGUGUGGGCAGCGCGGUUCUCUCAGGAGCCAGCGGACCAGUCCGUGGUCAGGGGUCAGAGGGUGAUACUGUCCUGUGUGGUCUUUAACUACUCGGGCAUCGUGCAGUGGACCAAGGAUGGCCUCGCCCUCGGCAUAGGAGAGGAUCUCCGGGCUUGGCCUAGGUACCGUGUGAUGCGUGUGUCAGACCUGGGUCAGUACAACCUGGAGAUCCUCUCCGCUGACCUGUCUGACGACUCCCUCUACGAGUGCCAGGCCCCAGAUGCUGCACUGCGCUCCAGAAGAGCCAAACUCACCGUACUCAUCCCCCCAGACGAGCCGGUGAUAGACGGGGGUCCGGAGGUCCUGCUCAACGCCGGGGAGUCGUACAACCUGAGCUGCGUAUCCCGGGGGGCCAAGCCCCCCUCCAUGAUCGAGUGGCUGAAGGACGGGCUGCCCGUGGAGGGGGCCGUCGGCAACACGGAGGUGUUGCCAGACAGGAAGAGGGUAACCACGCGUAGCUUCCUGCCGAUCCACCCCGUCGACACAGACACAGGGAGGAACUACAGCUGCGUGGCCACCAACCUGGCCGUGCCUACCGGCAAGCACACGACCGUCACCCUCAACGUUCACCACCCCCCCACAGUGACCCUCUCCAUCGAGCCACGCUCAGUCCUGGAAGGGGACAGAGUCACCUUCACCUGCCAGGCCGCCGCUAACCCUCCAAUAAUGGGCUACAGCUGGGCGAAGGGGGGUGUCAUUCUCCAGGGGGCGAGGGAGAGUGUGUUCACCACCAAGGCUGACCACUCCUUCUUCACGGAGCCGGUCUCCUGUCUGGUGUUCAACGCCGCGGGCAAAACCAACGUCAGCAUCCUGGUCGACGUCCACUUCGGCCCCAUCUUGAUAGUUGAACCCAAGCCGGUGACUGUGGACAUGGACUCUGAUGUCACCCUCAACUGCAAGUGGGCCGGCAACCCUCCCCUCACCCUCACCUGGACUAAGAAGGGCUCCAACAUGGUGCUGAGUAACAACAACCAGUUGUAUCUGAAGUCCGUGAGCCAGGCGGAUGCAGGCCAGUAUGUGUGUAAGGCCAUUGUUCCCAGGAUAGGAGUGGGAGAGACCGAGGUCACACUCACUGUCAACGGCCCCCCUAUCAUAUCCAGUGAGCCAGUCCAAUACGCCGUGAGAGGGGAAAGAGGAGAGGUCAAGUGCUACAUCGCUAGCUCACCACCCCCGGACAAAAUAGUGUGGGCGUGGAAGGAGAACGUGUGGGAGAAGGAGAAGGGGACCCUGCUGGAGAGGUACACGGUGGAGCAGAGCAAGCCUGUCUCCGUGGGCGGGGGCGUCCUCUCCACGCUCACCAUCAACAACGUCAUGGAGUCCGACUUCCUGUCCACCUACAACUGCACCGCCUGGAAUGCCUUCGGACCCGGGACGAUGAUCAUCACCCUGGAGGAGACAGAGGAGGUUCCAGUGGGGGUGAUAGCAGGAGGGACGGUGGGCUGCACCAUCCUCUUGUUCCUGUGUCUGCUGGUGCUGGUGCUCAUCUUCUAUCGGCAGCGCAAAGGCAGUCGUCGCGGGGUCACGCUGGGUAAACCUGACAUCAAGGUCGAGACAAUAAACAAGGAGACCCACAGUCUGGAGGAAGACUCCGCCAGCGUCUCCACGGCAUCACGCAUGGUCAAGGCCAUGUACUCGCCUUUUAAAGAUGAUAUAGAGCUUAAACAGGACCUGCGGAGUGAAACGCUGGACACACGCCAGGAGUAUGACCUCAAGGACCCUACUAACGGCUACUACAACGUACGUGCCUCAACCCACGACGAGGGCCGACCUGCCUCUCGCUCCAUGCACUACUCCGACUACCGGCCCUCCAACGCACCAGGGGGCGCUGCCUCCAUCAGCAGCAGUGCCGGAGGCUCGGGGGCCACGGCCAGCGGUGGAGCCCCACCCGGGCCCCUGUCCACCCCAGGCCGGCCAGCCUGUUACGACCCCCGACCCCCGUCUAGACUCUCCCAUAACAGCUACGCCCAGUUCAACACCUUCACCAGGGCCGGCCAGAGCCAGCAGCCCCCGCCUAACUCCGCCCCGCAGACCCCUGACUUCCCCGGAGACUGCAGCCUAUUGGACAGCACUCCGCAGCUGGCCUAUGACAACUACGGCUACCCCUCCCACUAUCCUUACCGCAUGGGCUUCGCCCCGCCCAGCCUGGCUCCUCUGGAGGCCGGCCCGUCCUAUGAGAUGUACGGGGUGGGACAGGGGGUGGGGCCAGGAGUGGGGGUGGGGCCUGGAGUGGGGGUUGGGGUGGGGCCAGCGGCCCCGUCGGGCUCAGAGACUGGACUGGGGAAAUACGGUAGCUCCACCCGCUUCUCCUACACCUCGCAGCAUUCUGACUACUCCCACAGCCGACACACGCAGAGGAUGCAGACACACGUGUGAGGUGGACCUGUACCCACCAUCCACACACACACGUUUAUAUAAAAGAGGGCGAGGUGGAUCUCAUACACACAUUUACACGUUCGCGAGCACACACACACAUGCAUGCAUACAAGUACGCACACACAGGCUCAGACACGUCAACAACCAUAAACUUGUGCACAUGCUCAUGCACAAAGACACACAAAAACACAUAGGAAAACAUACCCAAGAGACGGGGGGGAUGCGAGUACGAAAAAAGGUUGGUGAAAAAACAGAGAAAGUAUUCUGGUGAGACAGGGAAGGGAAUUCCUAAUAAUCUGGAAUUCUCUAACUCCCAAUGUGUUUCUAUCGGAGCUCUGAAAGAGCAGAUAGCGAAAGUCACAAUCAGGACUAGGAAAAAGAGGACUAGGUAAAAACAAGAGAUUUGAUGUCUCAUUUCAUGAAAUGAUUAGCAUAUGCUAUGAAUUUAGAUUAUAACGACAAGAGGGAGUGUUUUUUCGACAGUUUAUUCCAUUAUGUGAUAAAUGCUCAAUAUUAAAGCAUAUCACAGGAAAUACUACGGUCAAAUUUGGUAUACCCUAAUCAGUCGGAACCUCAAAUGGUGGAGGGUCAUUACUGUCCACCAUUUUGUUAUUUGUUUAUGUUUUAUGACGUGACCUUAGAGCACAUAUAUAUCCCUGAGUGCCCCACUUCAGUAUUUGCCAUGGUGCUGGUUAAGUGGGCUCAUCGUUUUGCACUGCAUUACAGUAUUCAUGCUUAUAGACUUCCCUCAUCUAUAUAUCUGUAUAUGUCUCUUUCAUUUUGCACACCAGACUAGAGCUUUGUAUUCUAUUUUUUAACGUUGCAGAAUUAUUUUUUUGUCAUAUUUGUCAAGGAAGUGUGUGGACCAAAUGUUCAAACUUGAGAGUCUUAGCGUUCGGGGUGGGGGUGGAGGGUGGGGGGGAUAUUAAAAUGCAAAGAAACAUUAAUGGAACUGAACCUGGACAUGAAGGUGCCAACAGGACUCAGUCAAGGUUUUUGGGGCGGUAUAUUAAGAAAAUCUUUGUGCCAAGUGUCCAUGUUGUUCUUUAUUUUAGACCUGGUGUCACAAGCAUUUAUAUGCAGUAGAGAUCAUGGAGGUCCUUCAAGGAGCAGGUGGUGGGAUGGGACGACCAAGGUGUCGGGGCCUUGAGGCAGCUUGGGCAGAUGGAGAUGAGAGAAGCAGGUCUGGUGACCCCUGCUGAUACACAGGGAGAGAUGUGGUGUGUGUGCGUGGGGGGGGGGGGGGAGGCGGGGGGAUUUAGAACAGAGGGGCCUUAGGGUGACGUGUCGCUACUCUUCAUCAUUUCCCCCUCGCACACGCUCAGGCGACCGGCCAGAGAAGAAUGUGUAUGGAGAAGUUCAAUGAAGGUUUGUCUUCAGUAUUGCCAUCGUGGUGUGUGAUUGUGUAUCUGAGAGAAAGAGAGAGAAAGCGUGAGCAGAAGUGUUUGUGUGUGUGUAUGCUGGCACAUCUAUUUGUACAGGGUGUUUGUGUAGAUGUGUGAGUAGACACGGUUAUGUAUGUAGAACAUAUACAUACAUACAGUACUCUACCUGCGUGUGUGCGUUACUCUUGUAUGCAUGUCAGCGUGUACCGUAUGUGUGUGCAUGUCUGUAUGUGUUCACGUGCGCGAGUGUUUCAGUAUUACAGUAUGUCGAUAUCAUUUCUCUCACAAUCCUGUUACAAUACUUUUAUACCUCUGGUAGGACUGUAUCCUGUAUUAUUGUGUCUUUGAAUUUAGAAAUCCAAUGUUAAUCUUAUUGUACUGUUCUUCGUAGCAGAGAAAACUUUUCAAAAGAUGUACAACAAAAGUUAUCAAAAUUUCAUUUUUUUAUUUCAUUAUCUUCAAUAUUUUUUAAAAAUGGUAUGUAAUUAUUUUUCCACAGUAUUACAGAAAUAAAAAAGCACUGUUUUUUAGA
This is a messenger RNA of Hypomesus transpacificus, 4634 nucleotides long. RefSeq names its product kirre like nephrin family adhesion molecule 1a (gene kirrel1a). Lineage: Eukaryota; Metazoa; Chordata; Actinopteri; Osmeriformes; Osmeridae. Gene Ontology annotation, cellular component: cell-cell junction. Gene Ontology annotation, molecular function: cell adhesion molecule binding. The record is from RefSeq and is a predicted model, not a curated record. Gene Ontology annotation, biological process: cell-cell adhesion. The coding region runs from base 261 to 2717 and encodes 818 amino acids. The transcript has 15 exons.